Molecule: messenger RNA, 568 nt
Organism: Guyanagaster necrorhizus
Lineage: Eukaryota; Fungi; Basidiomycota; Agaricomycetes; Agaricales; Physalacriaceae
Exons: 3
Coding region: 129-416 (95 amino acids)
Source: RefSeq, a predicted model, not a curated record
GAAGAAAUGAAGACGAUAACGAGCAUCUUGCAGCAUGGAUAUGAAUAUACCAAACCCUCCAACCCAUCAACCGGUACUAGACACAAGUAUAAAACCCCUGCUUCACCACUGAAAACCUACCACACGAAAUGUUCUCAUAUGUGGAUUUAACCGUGAAGGCUUACGAUGACCUACUCGUGGUUAAAGGGUUGGUGGGCGAUGACAAGAAUCUGAUGGAUCCUCUGUUCCGGCCGAUGAUUCGGGCCGCCGAUUUAGCGGGAACCAUCGAUUUAGCUUCUGACGUCUCGGACUCGAACAAGAUUGUGGGCACGACGGUGUGGUUUGGACCGAGAAAAUCACUGUUUGCUGAGCAGCGCAGAACAAAGAAAAUUAGGCCUGAACGACCUUAUGGGCAAGCUCUCCCCCGAAGUUCGUGAAUGGUGGGAGAAAAGUGUAAAUACGCUCUUCUCACCGACCGGCAUCAACUUAAUGUCGGAGGCAUAGUAUUGUCCCAAAACGUCGGAACUAGUGACCACCGCUUUAGGUUCAACAGGAGCACUAGAUUCGUGGUGGUCGCCACAUAUCGCUG